UUGGCAACGCUGCUGCGAAGAUCCAUUCGUGUGGCGACUGGCGUCUGUGUCUGGUGUGUGACCUACAUUGUUCAUUAUUCUUUGAAGGAGCCCUGUUCUCUUCAUCAUCUCAUCUUCAUAGACUUCAACACCGUUCGUCUGUUUUCAAUAAUUUUUCACAGAUCAAAAAUGGCUGAAAACACAGGAGAUUCCCCUCAAAUGUUCAUUAAAGUUAAUGUUCUUGGCGUAGAUAAUAAUGUUAUCCAAUUUAAAAUCAAGACACAUUGUCAUUUAAUAAAGCUCAUGAAUGCGUACUGCGCAAAAUCGGGUUUAGACAGAGCAAUAACUAGGUUCAGGUUUAACGGAGCGGCAAUUUCUGAAACAAGUACGGCGAAUUCUAUGGGAAUAAAGGAUAAAGAUGUAAUUGAAGUUUUCCAGCAUCAGACUGGUGGUGGCCUUUAUUAACUACUUAUUAUUUGACAUAAUAAAAAAAUAUUUAAAAUAAUAAAUUAGUAUUAUAUCAAGAACUACAUUUGAUAGAUUAAUUGAUGUGUGUAGAACAUUAUAGAUAAAAUAUAUACUGUAAAACUUUAUUUGUAUACCAAUUUAUUUAUACUAUUAAUAUUAUUUUCAUAUUUCUCUAGAUUAAUAAACUUUUGAUAUAAUUAAU
Molecule: messenger RNA, 649 nt
Organism: Rhopalosiphum padi (bird cherry-oat aphid)
Lineage: Eukaryota; Metazoa; Arthropoda; Insecta; Hemiptera; Aphididae
Product: small ubiquitin-related modifier 2-like
Exons: 3
Coding region: 169-444 (91 amino acids)
Biological process (GO): protein sumoylation
Cellular component (GO): nucleus
Molecular function (GO): ubiquitin-like protein ligase binding; protein tag activity
Source: RefSeq, a predicted model, not a curated record